Molecule: messenger RNA, 3253 nt
Organism: Danio aesculapii
Lineage: Eukaryota; Metazoa; Chordata; Actinopteri; Cypriniformes; Danionidae
Gene: pde1a
Product: phosphodiesterase 1A, calmodulin-dependent
Exons: 15
Coding region: 231-2066 (611 amino acids)
Biological process (GO): signal transduction
Molecular function (GO): 3',5'-cyclic-nucleotide phosphodiesterase activity
Source: RefSeq, a predicted model, not a curated record
GUGUGACAGCAGCGUUCCCUCAGUGCGUAGUGGAGAGACAGGUCUGUGCGCUGACACUCACUCCUGCGGGCUGAUGCGCUCUGGAGCUGCAAACAGGACACUCUGGGAAACGUGUGCCGCUCAAUCAUGCUUUGAAGACUCGCGUCUCUGCGCUACACGUGUUAAAUCGCAUAACUGCGUAUCCCUCUGCAUCUCAGAACCCUCCACGCGCUCGAGCAUUCGUGCAAACCAUGGAUUCUCUUGCCAAUGACACGGACGGACUGGAGAACUCUCUCAAGUACUCCAAGUGUGAUCAGACAGAGAAGAUGUGGAUUAGGCUGAAAGGAAUGCAGAAGUACAAAAACACAUCUCAAAGAUUGAGAUGUCUGGUGAAGCAGCUGGAUAAAGGAGAGGUGAAUGUCGUAGAUCUGAGGAAAAACAUUGAAUAUGCCGCAUCAGUUUUGGAGGCCGUGUACAUCGAUGAAACAAGGAGGCUUCUGGACACUGAAGAUGAGCUCAGUGACAUCCAGGCGGACUCUGUGCCCAUGGAGGUGCGGGACUGGCUGGCCUCCACCUUUACCAGGAAGAUGGGAGUGGUGCGCAGGCGGCCCGAAGAGAAACCCCGGUUUCGCAGCAUCGUCCAUGCCGUUCAGGCUGGCAUCUUUGUGGAACGAAUGUACAGAAGAACAUCCAACAUGGCAGGGUUGACCUAUCCGCCAUCUGUAAUUACAGCUCUAAAGGAUGUUGAUAAAUGGUCGUUUGACGUCUUCAAGCUCCAGGAGGCAAGCAGUGAACACGCUCUGAAAUUUCUGGUCUAUGAACUCCUCACCAGAUAUGACCUGAUCAGCCGCUUCAGGAUACCAGUGUCCUCAUUGGUGUCUUUUGUGGAAGCUCUGGAAAUCGGCUACAGCAAACACAGAAACCCUUAUCAUAACCUGAUCCACGCGGCUGAUGUCACACAGACGGCACAUUAUCUGAUGCUGCACACUGGCGUUAUGCACUGGCUCACUGAACUGGAAAUAUUGGCCAUGGUGUUUGCUGCUGCUAUUCACGACUUUGAACACACUGGAACAACCAAUAACUUCCACAUCCAGACCAGAUCAGAAGUGGCCAUCCUGUACAAUGACCGCUCUGUUCUGGAAAACCAUCAUGUGAGCGCAGCCUACAGACUCAUGCAGGAGGACGAGAUGAACAUCCUGGUCAACCUCUCCAAAGAUGACUGGAGGGAGCUGCGCACGCUGGUCAUUGAGAUGGUCAUGAGUACUGAUAUGUCCUGCCAUUUCCAGCAGAUCAAGACCAUGAGGAACUCUCUGCAGCAGCCUGAGGGAAUAGACAAGGCUAAAGCGCUGUCUCUGAUGCUGCACGCGGCGGAUAUCAGUCAUCCUGCGAAGGGCUGGAAGCUGCACUACCGCUGGACUCAAGCCCUCAUGGAGGAGUUCUUCAGACAGGGGGACAAAGAAGCAGAACUAGGACUGCCUUUCUCUCCGCUCUGUGACCGCAAAGCCACCAUGAUCGCCCAGUCUCAGAUAGGAUUCAUUGAUUUUAUUGUGGAGCCCACAUUCUCUGUCCUGGUCGACACCACAGAGAAGAUCAUUAGUCCUCUCAUAGAGGAAGCUGUCAAAUCUGGAGGAGUGCGCAGGUCCAGUUUGACUGGUCGGGGAUCAGCAGCAGUGGUGGAGUCUGUUCAGAGACACAGUGACCGCGGAUCUAAUGAUGAGCGUGGAGGAAGCACAGAUUAUUCACUGUGUGGCAUCGACCAGAAACACGUCCGACAUCUGCUCUCUGAAAUCAUCCAGAACAACAAGGAGCGCUGGAAAGAGCUGUCUGUUCAAGAAUUGGCCAACAAGCAGCAUGAGAGGAUGUCAGACCUUCAGGAGGAGCCCAUGAGGAGCACGCAGCUCACCCUGUCCCAAGAGAAUCACGACUCUGAGUCCAAAUCCCUCAAUGAACUCAACAAUACAGACUCCACACACUCGUCCCAGGACUCUCUGGACCAGAGCUCUCAGUCCCCGACGGAGGGAGCCGGAGAUGCUUCCCCAGAGGAGCACAGCUCAGAAACGCUGCCCUGGAACGGCAAGAGCGCCUGAAUCUUUGCAGUCACAAAUGGGACGAUGUACAUAGCAUUGUCCUCAUUGUAUUGUACCGUUAUUAUACUCUCUGGCUGGAGGCGGAUGUGAGGAUUCCUACAGAGAGAUGAUGAUGAUGAUGAUGAUGUGCAGUGUUGUAAUGGCCGCUGUGUUAUAGCUGGAGACUUUCAGGAGGAUUCGAGCCUCUGAAAACGCAACGCUGCCUAUAGUGCCCUCAGCUAAUAUCGACUCCCUUGGUGAAUAUAAGAGAAGGCUGUGGAAAAACACGUGAAAUUUAAAUGUUUUUUUUAGAUGUAAGUAUCAGUAUCCUAAAGAUAUAAAUAAGCUUGUGUGGUACAAAAAAAAUUACAUUUUAGAAGAUAUAAACAUUUAAAGCCUGCACCCUGAAAAUAUGGUUACUGGAUUUACUAAAUGAUUUUUCAGUUAAGUGGUUGCAAACAAUUUAUGUGGGCUGAAUUUAAACAAACUAAUUAAAUUUAGCAAUGUUUAACCUAAUUAAUUUGUUUAAAUUCAGCCCAUUUCAAUUGUUUGCAACAACUUGCCUUGGAAACAUUGGUAAAUGUCAUACGUCACCUCAUACUUUAGUUUCUCGUCAAAUCUUCUGACCAAUCAAAUGCAUCUGCCAUGCCCCGCCCCCUUCAAGACACUUCUCGUUUGCUUUUCAUUUGAUGUGCUUGAGCUUAACCACUCUCAUUGGCAGAGCUGAGAUAAAACAACAAGUUAUUGGCUCAUUUUUAAAAAGGGGUGGAGCUACUCUGUCCCACCCUCUUUUCGUGUUUCAGUUAGGAUUACGUCAAACAUCAAAUAAAAAAAUGCACGUUUUAACAUUUCACAUUGCUGUUGCUAAAAUAUACGUCUAAAAGCUGCACUCUUUUCUCAAAAGGGGAGGGAAGAAGUAGCUCAUUUGCAUUUAAAGAAACACACGCACAACAGCAUAUUUUUAAGCUAAAAUAGGCAUUUGUUGAUGAGUUGUAAAUAUUACAUCAUAAGAUGACUACUUUAAAGUAGGAAAAUGCUCUACAAUGAAAAAAGUCAUCUAAUAUAAAUUAUGUUAAACAAAUGUAUUUGACCACUAAGUCAACCUAGGGACACAUCUAUUUAUACAGGGUUCCCACUCUGAGCUAAAUGUUAAAUUUCCUGACUUUCUAUUGAGUAAAAAGUGGAAUUUCAUGAUCUAUAAUGAACAA